Messenger RNA from Leptosomus discolor (cuckoo roller), 2661 nucleotides. Lineage: Eukaryota; Metazoa; Chordata; Aves; Leptosomiformes; Leptosomidae. The record is from RefSeq and is a predicted model, not a curated record.
GAUGGCGAAAAUGCAUCUGCCGAGGAAAACACCGAAGAGGCAGAGGCUCCAUCUUCAUCCAAAAAGGCAUCUGGGAAAUCCCAAAGUCAGGAUGAAACUGAUGGAGAAACUUCGGAUGGCGUCAGUAAAUCUGUUCAUCGGGUCUUUGCGUCCAUGCUUGGGGAAAAUGAAGAGGAGGAUGAGGAUGAAGAAGAAGAGGAAGAAGAAGAAGAGGAAGAAGAAACUACUGAGCAACCCACAGCUGGAGAUGUUUUUGUGUUGGAGAUGGUACUUAAUCGAGAGACCAAGAAAAUGAUGAAAGAGAAAAGACCUCGCAGCAAACUUCCUCGUGCCUUGAGGGGUCUGAUGGGAGAGGCCAAUAUCAGGUUUGCUCGAGGAGAACGUGAGGAGGCUAUUCUGAUGUGCAUGGAGAUCAUUCGACAAGCUCCUCUUGCUCAUGAGCCAUUUUCCACUCUCGCCAUGAUCUAUGAAGACCAGGGUGAUAUGGAGAAGUCUUUACAGUUUGAACUGAUUGCAGCUCACUUAAAUCCCAGUGAUACUGAGGAAUGGGUGAGACUAGCAGAAAUGUCACUGGAACAGGACAACAUUAAACAGGCUGUUUUUUGCUACACUAAAGCUCUGAAAUAUGACCCAACCAAUGUGCGGUAUCUAUGGGAGAGAUCAAGCCUGUAUGAACAGUUGGGGGAACACAAGAUGGCUAUGGAUGGCUACAGGCGUAUUUUGAAUCUCCUAUCUCCCUCUGAUGGAGAGCGCUUUAUGCAGUUGGCUAGAGACAUGGCAAAGAGUUAUUAUGAAGCCAAUGAUGUCACCUCUGCUAUUGAGAUAAUAGAAGAAGCGUUCACUAAACACCAGAGCCUUGUCUCCAUGGAAGAUGUUAACAUCGCAGCCGAACUAUAUAUUUCUUCCAAACAGUAUGACAAAGCAUUGGCGGUUAUUACAGAUUUUGCAGGAAUUGUACUUGAAAAGAAAGUAUCAGAAAAAAGUCCAGCCGAGGAGAAAAAAGAUACAGGGGCAGCGGUAGAAACUCAGGAAAGCCAGGAGGCAGUGACUGACGACCAAAAUCACCCAGUUGCUGAAUCCAAUGCUGCAGCUGUGGAGAAGGUCAGCUGCUGCAUACCUGAGGGUGUUCCCAUUGACAUCACAGUCAAGCUGAUGGUGUGCUUGGUUCACUUGAACAUUCUAGAGCCACUCAAUCCUCUUUUGACCACUCUGGUGGAACAAAAUCCAGAAGAAAUGGGUGACUUGUAUUUGGACGUCGCAGAGGCAUUUCUGGAUGUUGGAGAAUAUAACUCAGCACUGCCUCUCUUGAGUUCCCUUGUCUGUUCAGAACGAUACAACUUGGCUGUUGUCUGGCUUCGGCAUGCAGAGUGCUUGAAGGCUUUGGGACAUAUGGAACGUGCUGCAGAGAGCUAUGCCAAAGUCGUUGAUCUUGCUCCAUUGCAUCUGGAUGCAAGAAUCUCACUUUCAACACUUCAGCAGCAGCUGGGCCGACCUGAAAAAGCUCUGGAGGCUCUGGAACCAAUGUAUGAUCCAGACACACUGGCUCAGGAUGCUAACGCUGCCCAGCAGGAAUUAAAGCUACUCCUCCAUCGUUCGACACUGUUGUAUUCCCAAGGCAAAAUGUAUGGGUACACAGACACUUUGCUUACAAUGCUGGCAAUGCUGUUGAAGGUAGCAAUGAGCAGAGCUCAGGUGUGUUUGAUAUCUAGUUCCAAAUCUGGAGAGAGACACCUCUAUCUUAUUAAGGUGUCAAGGGAUAAAAUUUCUGACAAUGACGACCAAGAGACAGCAAAUUGCGAUGCAAAAGCAAUUUUUGCAGUUCUCACGAGUGUUCUGACAAAAGAUGACUGGUGGAACCUCCUCCUGAAGGCGAUAUAUUCCUUGUGCGACCUUUCCCGGUACAAGGAGGCAGAGCUACUUGUGGAUUCCUCAUUGGAAUAUUAUUCAUUUUAUGAUGAUAGACAAAAGCGCAAGGAGCUGGAAUACUUUGGGCUCUCCGCUGCCAUUUUGGACAAGAACUUCAGAAAAGCGUACAACUAUAUCAGAAUCAUGGUAAUGGAAAAUGUCAAUAAGCCUCAGCUAUGGAACAUCUUCAAUCAAGUUACUAUGCAGUCUCAGGAUGUCCGUCACCAUCGCUUUUGUCUCCGUUUGAUGCUGAAAAAUCCUGAUAAUCACGCAUUGUGUGUCCUAAACGGGCAUAAUGCGUUUGUAUCUGGCAGUUUCAAGCAUGCUCUUGGACAGUAUGUGCAAGCCUUUCGUACAAACCCAGAUGAACCUCUGUACAGUCUUUGUAUUGGCUUGACUUUCAUCCACAUGGCUUCUCAGAAAUACGUGUUGAAAAGGCAUGCUCUUCUGGUACAGGGAUUCUCUUUCCUUCACCGGUACCUGGACCUGCGUGGGCCAUGUCAAGAGUCUUUCUACAACCUUGGCCGUGGCCUUCACCAGCUGGGACUACUGCACCUGGCAAUCCACUAUUACCAAAAAGUACUUGAACUUCCUCCUCUCACCUUAGAGGGAAUAGAAACUGAUCAGACAGACUUGAGAAGAGAUACUGCCUUUAACUUGUCACUUAUUUAUCAGAGCAGUGGAAAUACUAGAAUGGCUCAAAAGAUGUUGUAUACCUACGCUGUUGUAUGAUGAGGUUUGGAAGGUGGAACUGAU